Molecule: messenger RNA, 1471 nt
Organism: Amaranthus tricolor (Joseph's coat)
Lineage: Eukaryota; Viridiplantae; Streptophyta; Magnoliopsida; Caryophyllales; Amaranthaceae
Product: peroxidase 66-like
Exons: 3
Coding region: 146-1111 (321 amino acids)
Biological process (GO): response to oxidative stress; hydrogen peroxide catabolic process
Cellular component (GO): plasmodesma; plant-type cell wall
Molecular function (GO): peroxidase activity; heme binding
Source: RefSeq, a predicted model, not a curated record
UUGAAAGCUCAAUCCAUUCCUAGCCAAAAAAUUUACCUUUUACUAAAACUGUAUCACCAAAACUAUAAAUACUUCUCCAAGUUUAGGGCAAUUCCAUAACAAUCAGCCAAGCACAAAUUCCUCUCGUUAUCUUGUAGGACUAGACAUGGCUGCUCUAUCAACCAGCAAAGCCCUUUUCGUCGUUCUCCUCUCCAUCGCAGUGUUCGGUUCACAAGCAGCACUCGACGCUCACUAUUAUGAUCAAACAUGUCCACAAGCUGAGUUUAUUGUAGCACAAACGAUUCGCAAUGCUUCUAUAUUUGAUCCUAAGGUUCCUGCUCGUAUUCUUCGUAUGUUCUUCCACGAUUGUUUCAUUAGGGGGUGUGACGCAUCACUUUUACUCGACUCAACACCAGGCAACACAGCAGAGAAGGACGGCCCUCCUAAUGUCUCAGUUCAAGCAUUCUAUGUCAUCGAUGAUGCAAAAGCUAAGCUAGAGAAAUCAUGUCCACACACAGUUUCAUGUGCUGACAUAGUCGCCAUGGCUGCUAGAGAUGUUGUCGCUAUGACCGGAGGACCGUCUUGGGGCGUGCUCAAAGGAAGGAAAGACGGAAGAAUAUCAAAAGCAAGCGACACCAUAAAUCUUCCAGCACCAUUCCUGAAUGCGACUCAACUAAUUCAAACAUUUGCAAACAGAGGAUUAGGGAUUAAGGAUCUAGUCGCGCUAUCUGGUGGCCACACGCUAGGCUUCUCACAUUGUUCUUCCUUUGUACCUCGCCUUCAUAACUUCAGCAUCGUACAUGACACUGAUCCGAGCAUGAACGUUGAAUUCGCUAACUUACUGAAGGCGAAAUGCCCUUCACCGAACAAUAAUGGAGCUGCAGGACAAUUCUUAGACUCAACUUCAGCACAAUUUGAUAACGACUACUACAAACAGGUUAUAGCAGGAAAGGGUGUUUUUGGAACGGAUCAAGCUUUAUAUAAUGAUCAAAGGACUAGGCCAAUAAUCGAGUCAUUUGCCAAAAAUCAAAACUUGUUCUUUACUGAGUUCGCGGCUUCAAUGAUAAAGCUUGGAAAUGUUGGAGUAAGCGAACAAGGAGAAGUGCGAAUGAAUUGUAGAAGAGUGAUUUAAUUUUCGGAACUUGAAUUGAGUACUUACAUGGGCGGACCCAAGUGCCUUCUAGGGUCUGCACGUGAGGGCACUUUAUUCAAAUAAUGUGAUUUCCGAUGAUAAUUUUAUGUGUAUAUUUUUGUAUUGGAUUUUUUCUGUAUCUACUAAUGAUGUGUGCUUUUACUAACUAUUUUCCUGGGUUUGCCGCUCGGUAUACAUGUACCAACGUACAUGGAAGCACUUCAUCAUAUUCUUGAGAUAUGUAAUAAUGUUCAAGUGUACGAAGAUGAUUUACAAACUAAUCAAUUUUCUCAACUUGAGAGAUGUAAAGGAUUGGUAUCAUAUAUAUAACAUGGUUUGUUGACUUGUGUGUAUGAGGCU